ACUGUAGUAAUAACAAUCGAAUGCGAGUAUUUAGAAACAAGCUUUCGUAAAUGAUGAUCCUUUUCCUGGUUUCUUUGUUUGCGAUGUGCCCAGUGUCAGUGCGUUAACAAAUUCCGAGUAUACGUAUAACUGUGGAUGUGUAAAAAAUCAGAAAACCAUUUUUGCAUUCGUUAUAACGCAUACUUCAAGUAUUGCUCUUCAGCCUCCGUAGUCCGUAGUAGUUGUGUUGAUUUCGUAGUUCCCUUUUCGUAGUGGCGUUUGUUGCAUUACGUGAAUCUCUGGAUAGCCGACAGUAUGGCUGCCACCGGAGAGCCGAGCAGCUCGAAACAAAAAAGCAAAUACGAAACUUGGAAAGAGUUAUCGGUGACCGAUCGGUUAGACAGAGUUGGCAACAGCAUCCAGAAAGUGAAGGAUCAACCGUAUGCACUGGAUUCGUACACGUAUGAACCGAAAUUUGGAAAAGGGGAUCCAGUGGCCGUUUGCUGUCAAGGAUAUUAUUACCAUGCUGUUGUUGUUAACGUGGAGGAUGAACCGUACGAGUGUCCUGAUUUAGAAAAAAAAGUGCCGUUGUAUCGCGUCAAAUAUCCCGGCUGGACGAGUAAGGACGGAAACGGAGAAGAACUGAUUGUCGAGUAUGAUCUCAUUGGCACCACCAAGCACACGGUCGCACACGAAUUGCUCUACGCGCACUAUUGGAAUAAAGCCAAACUUUCAAAAGAAAAGAAGCUGAAGAAAGCUCAGCAGAAAAGCAUUUUCGAACUUCCUGUUCGGACACUGCAGAAGCUGGAGACCAAAUGGCAGCAGCAGAUUCAACAGGAAAAUCCGGACCAGACCGUGACGUUUGCCCAGUGGGUGGGAGUUGAUAAUCAGCAGUGAGUGAUGCUUGGCGUGGUACACACUUUGUGCAGGAUUCCAUGCGGUUCCCUGUCGAAUCUCCCUAUACCGCGAAACACUAUUCCCCAAUCCCAUGCUCGCGUUUCGAAACUACGAUGCAUUCAGGUCUUCGCUGCAGUCAUUUCUUUGGAACUCUAGUUCGUGUUUUUCACGGUCCUUUAAAAUUGUAUGGCGGGAUUCAGGUUAGUUUUUCCAUUGUAUUAUGUUGCAACCCUUUUUCGAAACAUGGACGACAAACUCGCUUCGUGCGGAUGAUGAGAGAAGUAUUUUCCGUAACUUGUUCAUGGGGCAUUUGAAUAUUCCAGUUUUUGGUUUUUAUCCUUUAUCUGUUUGUGCUUAUGCGAUUGAGCCUUGUAAAUAACCUGAUCAUGAGUGAUGAAUAAAAUGGAAAUCAGAAAA
Molecule: messenger RNA, 1293 nt
Organism: Paramacrobiotus metropolitanus
Lineage: Eukaryota; Metazoa; Tardigrada; Eutardigrada; Parachela; Macrobiotidae
Exons: 4
Coding region: 295-876 (193 amino acids)
Source: RefSeq, a predicted model, not a curated record